AUGAACGAGAAGACGGUGUACAACGCCCUGCCGAAGCUGCCGGGGUUCAGCUUCCCUGAGCUUCACCACCCGCCGAACCACUCCCGACGGCAAUACUGCAGCAUCCAUGACGGCACCAGAGCCGUGCUCGAUGCUCGUCCGAUCCGUCGGAGGGACGGUGAUAACGGCGAGGGAGGGGAGUGCGGUGGUUUAAGUCGCGCCAAGAUUUUUGCCAGGUUCCCGGCAUGGAACUCGAUGGACGAUAAAGUUCUUCGCUUCUUUGCGUACUACAUGGAGCGCGUGGAUGAGAGCAUGGUGGAGCGAAUGCGUGUUCGGAAGGUGAAGAUUUACUUCUACCUCUGUGACGGAACUCUUGUCGUGGUGGAGACCCCUGCUGUCGCCAACAGUGGUCUUCCUGGCGGCACAAUUGUCUCCCGUUGCAAAAUCGAUGGUGUGGACUUUUUCUCUUUUUACAUCGGAUCCACCAUUCAGGUAAGAGGGGUGGAGUACACGCUUGUUGAUUGUGAUGCAGCCACGCGUGACUUUUGCGCGGCGAUGGAAGUACCUCAGCCUGAACCCCUUGGCUACCCGGAGGAUGCGUUCGAGGCCAGCGUCAAGGUUGUAAAGGUCCCCAUGGAUGAGCUGCAUGCCACGAUGCGACGCAACAUGGAAGUUGCGGCGGCAAAUGCCACCGGAGCCCAUGCCACUCUUCUUUCGCCAGAGGAGCGCAGUAAAGCCCGCAACUUCUUCGAGCACGACCGGGAAGUACUACGCUUUUUUGCGGUCUGGGAGCAGCGACUUUUUAGAUUGCAGUAUUACAUUGCUGACCAAACUGUUUCUGUCAUGCUGGAACAUGCGAGGAACGAUGGGCGUGAUCCUAUCUCUGUCUUCAUUCGGCGCACCCUUAUUCCUAAAGAUCCCAAGGCACCGCUGCAAGAUACAGAAACACUCAAUCAUCCGCUCGGAGCCCCUGUUGUGUACAUCUCCGAGGAAGAUUUGCGGACAGGAACAAGGAUCAAUUUAUUCUCACGAGAAUUCUACAUUUUUGACUGUGACAACUACACACGGGCCUACUACGAGGCGAAAGGUAUUGCACAGCCGUCUUUCCCAAAACCACCAACAGAAGCAGAUAUACUUGCCCCCAAGCCGAAAUCACCGCCGCCAACGGCAACGCAAUUGCCCAUUAUGAAGAGUGUCCAGGGCGCGUCGACAAUGGUAUUUGAAGAUCAUUCCAGUCAUAAGGAUCGCCUCAAACUUACUCGCUAUACAAACGAUGUGUUCCGUUUUGCCGCUCGACGUGUGAAUCCAAGCCCAGAAGAUGAAGGUCGAAUGUUUGUCUUUUGCUACUACCUCGCCGAUGAUACAGUGUCGCUUUUUGAGCUUGUUGUGGCAAAUAGCGGGCAUGUUGGUGGAAAAUGCUUUGCCCGUGCCGUUGUCCCUGAGAUAAAUGAGCCUGGAAAACUGUGUGUGGGGGCCAGAGUGAAACUGGCGGGGGUGACUUAUGAGCUCAUCGAGAUGGAUGAGCGAACCAAGCGAUACAUUGCGAUGGGAAUGCCUCUCAUGGAUGAGGACUAUUUCCGCACCCAGGAACUCGUUCAUCGUGUGCGAAAUGUCAUUCUUCAGCGCUUCUCAAGUGUGACCGAUGUCUUCCGACGUUUUAAAUCAACGGUGGAUGGAUUGGACAAGGAAGAUGUGAAGGGACUCUUUCUGGAGUGUGGUACUCGACUGGACGCAGCCGAACUGGAUCGUGUUAUGGCAAGGCUGGAUCAGGACAAUGACGGAAUUGUCAAUUUAUCGGAACUUACGGAAAAUCUUUUGCUGCUGCAGUUUGUUUCCGAUUUUGUUCCAAAGAAUGAAACUUUUAGAAGCAUCGAAAAGGGUCCUCUCCGCUCGUUCCGAAACCUUGAGGCGAGCAAAACGGCAGCAAGGGAGGCGGAUGAGGCUCUGCGGAAGUUAAUCUCGAAAAGCGAAGCCCGUCGGAUUCUUCUUAUUCGGGCAUUCAGGAUAACCUCAAACAGCACCUACGACGGUCAUCUCAGCGUUGAGGAUUUCAGGCGAACCCUGAAAGAUCGAAUGAAUUUUUCACUGACCGAUAGCGAGGUGGAGAGCCUUGUCUACAAAUUUUAUUAUCUCCCAGGGCUGGAGGAUUGGACCGCGCGUCGUUUGCCAGUCAAGGAGAUUCAGCGCCUUAUUAUGUGUUAG
Molecule: messenger RNA, 2181 nt
Organism: Trypanosoma cruzi
Lineage: Eukaryota; Euglenozoa; Kinetoplastea; Trypanosomatida; Trypanosomatidae
Exons: 1
Coding region: 1-2181 (726 amino acids)
Biological process (GO): cilium-dependent cell motility; mitotic spindle organization; mitotic cytokinesis
Cellular component (GO): axoneme; mitotic spindle
Molecular function (GO): calcium ion binding; alpha-tubulin binding
Source: RefSeq, a predicted model, not a curated record